AUGACCUAUUUCCUCCAAAUCCCCCAGACUCCUCGCUCCAAAACGAGGAUCGAGGACGGUGAAUAUGACGAUAUCACCGGCCACCUCCCAUCCAGUCCCUACAAGCAGGACUCGUCGCUGCUGAGCUUGGAUGCUCUUCGUUCACUUUCGGGCAGCCCCUUCUCCGAACAUGGGCCACUGUCGCCGGCAAUGUCGAGAGCCCCGUCCCCGUGCCCACCGCCGCUCCAUCCGCGCACAUGGUCGAGGCCCUUCUUUGAACAGGCCUGGGCCCGGUUCUGGGGCCGGAACCGAGGCGUUGUUUUGGUUGGAGUCGCCCAGCUUUUCGGUGCCCUCAUGAAUCUGGCUGCACGGCUUCUCGAGCUGGACGGAGAGGGCAUGCACCCCUUCCAAAUCCUCUUCGGCCGCAUGAGCAUAACCACCGUCCUGGCCUGUAUUUAUAUGUGGUGGACCAAGGUUCCGCACUUUCCGUUGGGCGCCAGGGGAGUGAGAGGCUUGCUGCUUGCGAGAGGCUUCACUGGAUUCUUUGGGAUUUUCUCCAUGUGGUACUCGAUGAUGUACUUGCCUCUUGCCGAAGCCACUGUCAUCACCUUUCUGGCCCCGAGUCUGUCGGGGUACAUAUGUCACCUCGUGCUCAAGGACCCCUUCACGCGGAAAGAGCAACUGGCAUCAUUCAUCGCCCUCGGCGGAGUCAUUCUUAUUGCGAGGCCGACGUCACUGUUUAGCGGAUCAACACCAGCAGGCGAGAUCAUCACAGGCCCAAUUGACGUCACGGUCAGGAGCACCAACACCACCCACACGACGCCUCAUCAAGGUGACGAGCCGACGCCAGCAGAGAGGCUGUUCGCCACCGGGGUUGCGCUCAUUGGUGUGCUUGGGGCAGCUGGAGCGUUUACGUUAAUUCGCUGGAUAGGGAAGCGAGCGCAUCCACUCAUAAGCGUCACGUACUUCUCAACCUGGAGCACGCUGGUCAGCACGGCGGCCCUGCUUUUCUUUCCGAUGCUCGAUAUUGGGCAGCCCGAGAUCCGGUUCGGCAUGCCGGCUUCGGCAUACCAGUGGUUUCUCCUGCUCUCGCUUGGCCUGAGCGGCUUCAUCAUGCAGUUCAUGCUCACGGCCGGGCUGGGGGGAGAGAAGUCGAACCGGGCCACGGCCAUGGUCUACACGCACAUGCUGUUCGCGGCGGGCUUCGACAAGUGGGUGUUUGGGCACGAAAUGGGCGUCAUCAGCCUCAUCGGGUGUACACUCAUCGUUGGAAGCGCACUCUGGGCUGCGCUGGCUAAGAAGGAGCCGGCAAAGAAGGCGGGAGAGAGUGUCCCCAUGCUCAGAGACAAUGGUGGUGAAGACGAGCAGGAAGACGACGAAGAUGGAGCAUUUGUGUUGCGGCAGGUUAGAUAG
Lasiosphaeria miniovina is the source of this 1392-nucleotide messenger RNA. RefSeq lists its product as uncharacterized. The record is from RefSeq and is a predicted model, not a curated record. The coding region runs from base 1 to 1392 and encodes 463 amino acids. The transcript is spliced from 3 exons. Gene Ontology annotation, cellular component: membrane. NCBI's taxonomy places the organism in Eukaryota, Fungi, Ascomycota, Sordariomycetes, Sordariales, Lasiosphaeriaceae.